This is a messenger RNA of Camellia sinensis, 1325 nucleotides long. The record is from RefSeq and is a predicted model, not a curated record. NCBI's taxonomy places the organism in Eukaryota, Viridiplantae, Streptophyta, Magnoliopsida, Ericales, Theaceae.
UAUUUCACUCUGUUUUGGGGGGAAAAAGCUAUAUCGCCUGAAAGAUGUCGGAAACGCCUGUCCGAUUCGGAGUACUGGGGUGUGCUACCAUAGCACGCAUACUAUCAAGAGCAAUUAAACUCGCACCAAACGCCUCCAUCUCCGCCAUCGGAAGCCGUUCGAUCGACAAGGCCUCGAAAUUCGCAUCCGACAACGGCUUCCCGGCGUCGGCUAAGGUCUACGGCAGCUACGAAGCCGUGUUAGACGAUCCAGAAGUCGACGCCGUUUACGUGCCUCUCCCGACGAGCUUGCACUUGAAGUGGGCCGCUUUAGCCGCCGAGAAGAAGAAGCACCUGUUGCUGGAGAAGCCGGUGGCGCUGGACGUGAAGGAGCUUGACACGAUUCUCGAGGCGUGUGAAUCGAAUGGUGUGCAGUUCAUGGACGCUACCAUGUGGAUGCACCAUCCUCGGACGGCUAAGAAGAAAGAGUUCCUCUCCGAUCCGCGGCGUUUUGGGCAACUCAAAUUGAUUCACAGCAUCUUUACCUUCGAUGCUGGCCCUGACUUUCUCAACAACAACAUCCGUGUAAAGCCAGAUCUUGACGCUCUUGGCGCUCUUGGCGAUGCAGGGUGGUACUGCAUCCGGGCAAUCCUCUGGGCUGCUGACUACGAGCUCCCUAAAAGCACGACAGCGUUGCCCGAGAAAACUGAACUUAAUCAAGCAGGGGUGAUUCUAUCGUGUGGCGCUUCCUUAAAUUGGGCUGAUGGGAAAGUAGCAACGUUCCACUGCUCUUUCCUCACCAAAUUAGCCAUGGAAUUAACCGCUACUGGAACAGAAGGAAAUUUGCACGUUGAUGACUUUGUCAGACCGUUAAUCGGAGAGAGUGAAGCCAAGUUUUAUGCAGCUAGUGAUGAGCACACUGUGACGACAGAUCUUCCACAGGAAGCGCUCAUGGUGACAGAGUUGGCUUGUUUAGUUAAGGGUAUUAGAGGAAAUGGUUUGAAGCCGGAGAAGAAGUGGCCGACCAUGAGUAGGAAGACUCAGCUGGUGGUGGAUGCUGUCAAGGCGUCGAUUGAGAGGGGUUUCGAGGCUGUUGAGGUUGGGAAUUGACUGAGAUUGUUCUGGAUUAUGUUUGGUAUCCACGUUGAAAUGGAAUGGCAUUAAUGUUGGAUAGAUUUGGAUUAGAUUGAUGUUUUUGUAUGUCUAUAUGGAUUGGGGUAUUCAACUUGGUUUUAAUAUAUAGCAUUUCUCUUCUAAACAACCAGUGGGUAGUGGAAACAAAAUGCAGGUGUACAGAAAUGUGGACGUUGUCUCUAUUUUAUGCACCUAGUUAUUUAUUUAUUUUUA